This is a messenger RNA of Aspergillus versicolor CBS 583.65, 1422 nucleotides long. Its product is annotated as aldehyde dehydrogenase family protein. The record is from RefSeq and is a predicted model, not a curated record. Gene Ontology annotation, molecular function: aldehyde dehydrogenase (NAD+) activity. The coding region runs from base 1 to 1422 and encodes 473 amino acids. Lineage: Eukaryota; Fungi; Ascomycota; Eurotiomycetes; Eurotiales; Aspergillaceae. The transcript is spliced from 2 exons.
AUGCCUCUCGACACCACCACCUUCCGCAACGUCAUCAAUGGCGAGCUGACCACUACAGCUGAGACUCGCCACGGCAUCAACCCUGCCACCAAGCAGCCGAACCCAGAGGUCCCUCUCUCGACCCAAGACGACGUCGACCGCGCCGUCGACGCCGCCAGGACUGCAUUCAAGACCUGGUCGCGCACUACCUUCGACGAGCGUCGCAAGGCCAUCUCCGCCUUUGCCGACUCCAUCGACGCCAACAAGGAUGCCCUUGCCGCCCUCCUGACCCAGGAACAGGGCAAGUCCCUCGGGCAGGCCGCGCAGGAAAUCGGCAUGGCUGUCAUCUGGGCCCGCACUCUGUCUACGCUCGAGAUCCCCGAGAACGUCCUCCAGGAUAAGGACGACUGCAAGAUCAUCCAGCGGUACACGCCCCUCGGUGUCGCCGGGGCCAUUGUGCCUUGGAACUUCCCUGUCCUGCUUGCUGUCGGCAAGAUCGUGCUUGCUGUGUACACCGGUAACGCGGUUAUCGUGAAACCCUCUCCUUUCACCCCUUACUGCGACUUGAAGCUCGCUGAGCUCGCGAUCCCCCAUUUCCCCCGGGGUGUCGUCCAGGCCCUCAGCGGCGGCGACGACCUUGGACCGCGCAUCACCGAACACCCGGGCAUCGACAAGAUCAGCUUCACUGGAUCGUCGGUCACAGGCCGCAGAGUCAUGGCCAGCUGCGCAAAGACACUGAAGCGUGUAACCCUUGAGCUAGGCGGCAACGACGCUGCGAUUAUCUGCGACGAUGUUGAUAUCGACAAGAUCAUUCCAACUCUCGCCAUCCUCUCCUUCCUCAACUGCUCACAAAUCUGCCUCAUGAUCAAACGCCUCUACGUCCACUCCAGCAUCUACGACACCUUCCUCUCCAAAUUUGUCGAAGCCGUCAAGGCCUUCCAGGUCGGGCCCGGCACAGACGAGUCCGCAUUCAUCGGCCCCGUGCAGAACAGCAUGCAGUACGAAAAGGCCAAGGACCUGUUCUCGUCCAUCGCGUCCGAGAACCUCCACCCAGCCCUCGGUGGCAAGAUCUCAGAGUCUGCUGGAUACUUCAUCCCGCCUACGCUGAUUGAUAACCCGCCCGAGGCGUCAAGAGUCGUGCAGGAGGAGCCCUUCGCGCCUAUCCUGCCUUUGCUGAAGUGGGAUGAUGAGGCGGAUGUCCUUGCCCGCGCGAAUGCGUCGGAGAGUGCCCUUGGUGCGUCGGUGUGGACGAAGGAUAUGGAGAAGGGUCGACGCAUUGCGGAUCAGUUGCAGGCUGGCACUGUGUGGAUUAACACGCACUUUGAGGUCGCGCCGAAUGUACCGUUUGGGGGACAUAAGAGCUCUGGAUUGGGGACUGAAUGGGGUGUGCAGGGGCUGACGCAGUACUGUAACUCGCAGUCGCUGUGGAUUAAGAAGGCGUAG